Messenger RNA from Harpegnathos saltator (Jerdon's jumping ant), 1191 nucleotides. RefSeq lists its product as uncharacterized. The record is from RefSeq and is a predicted model, not a curated record. The coding region runs from base 104 to 439 and encodes 111 amino acids. The transcript is spliced from 4 exons. NCBI's taxonomy places the organism in Eukaryota, Metazoa, Arthropoda, Insecta, Hymenoptera, Formicidae.
AUCCGAAUUCUUGCAACUCAGAGAUCCAAGUUUAGCAAGCAGGUCAGCCAUUUCGUUGCCAGGGAUAUCCCUAUGACCCGGAAUCCAGACUAACAGUAUUUCCAUGCCUUUGUAUAUCGCCAUCUGUAGUUUAUAUCUGAUGUUAAAUGACAGUUCCAAUCCGGUUCCUUCCAAGUCGAGAUUAUUUAGCUGGGUUAAUACGCUCAUCGAGUCUGUAAAAAUUCCAACUCUUCUUAUAUUCUCCUGUAGUGAGAUGUCAAUAGCGCGCAGAAUGGCCAUGCUUUCAACCAGGAAAAUGAUAUGGGAGUCGUGUACACGGAUUGCCUCUCUGGCUUCAGGGAAAGGAGAAUACACCCCGUACCCAGCCCCACCAUCAGGGAGCACAGAACCAUCCGUGUAUACUUCUCUGUCCAGAGUCCGCUCCCUAGACCACAUGUAAUAGCCGAUGUGGAGUAGUCUCCGUGAGGACCAAGCCCCCCAGUCUAACACUGAUCUGAUGAGACCUCUGUAAACUAUGAGAAGGGUAGCGGGAUGACACCCCCAUUUGAUGCCAGCAAAUGACUUGAGAAGAUUAACACGUUUCAGGCAAGAAAUUCCAAUUUUGGUUAUGUGAGUCCUCUAGCUUAGGUUUGUAUCAAACGAAAACUCCAAAAACGUGGUUCCUGAAGAGAUCGGGAUUAUUUCGUCAUGUAACUUUAGGAGUGAGUCUGUUCUAUUAAUAUGAUUUUGGAUUGUGCUGAAUCUAUGUGAUUCAUGAAAUAUACACCAUUUAGUUGUGUUGAGAGAGAUUUUAAGGUCUAAAGCCUCAAGGUUUUUAUUCAGAAUUAAGAGGUCUUUCUGUAAUGUAUUAUAUAUCUCCCCCACGCAGGAGUCCGUAGAGAAAAUCACAACAUCGUCCGCAUAUGAAAGAAUAUGUGUCUUCUUAUUCAGGUUUAGGUGAAUUCUAGAUAUAUAGAUAUUGAAGAGGAGGGAGCUCAGUACCGAACCUUGAGGAACACCUCGAUUACCCAUCCUAGUGCCCAAGUGAUCACCACCAAAAUAUCCCUUCACCCUCCUGUCCUUAAGUAUAAAAGCGAGAAAUUUAGCAAAGUACUCAGGGAUACCUAGUUCAUUCAGAAUAUUCAGUAAUUUGUCAACGUUGACAUUAUCAAAAGCACCUUCAAUGUCAAUAAAAAUAGCACCAACGUAUUU